Rhodofomes roseus is the source of this 2295-nucleotide messenger RNA. RefSeq lists its product as uncharacterized. Gene Ontology annotation, molecular function: protein binding. The transcript is spliced from 5 exons. The record is from RefSeq and is a predicted model, not a curated record. Bases 294 to 2162 code for a protein of 622 amino acids. NCBI's taxonomy places the organism in Eukaryota, Fungi, Basidiomycota, Agaricomycetes, Polyporales, Fomitopsidaceae.
CGUCACUCGUCACGGCCUGAGAGUUGGCAAAUGUUCCAGCAUUCACACCAAACUUCGACCUUCUGAUGUCGGGUCAAUAAGUUCGAGUUUUCUCACAGAUUGCAUCUCACGCACGCCUGCUUGAUUGACAAUCAUUGCCAAAUCAAUACCAUCUCUCCACAGUGUUUAAGCGCCGAUUAUAUGGCGCGGCAAGGCUCUUAUCCGUCUCUUUAUUUUCAGAGUUGCCUUGCUGUCUGCCAGAGUCUACCAGGCUACUGCCAGGGUAGUCCUUCGCUAGCAUUACACAGGAAGAUAUGACUACAGCACCUACAACAUCCGCCGGAGCCACGAAGCGGACGGAAUGGGAUUGGAACAGGAAGCUGGACAAGCUUCAGAGACGCUUCGAUGCGUACAAGGACAAACCAGCACCCGAUCCCGACGCCUCUGACUAUGACUCGCAAGAGGAAGAGGAAGAGAAGGACGUGCUUUGGGACAUACUGCGGAGUGCAUGCAAGCUCGUGAACAUGGGCCAGGCGACCAAGCACUCGGAUACACCGCAGAUCGUCCAGCAAGUCCAGGCAUUGAUUAACAAAGUCGUAGAGCUCAGCAUCAAGAAGCAUUUUGGGUAUAAUGGGCUCAGGAGCUUUGCAGACAGGCCAGACACGCUGGUUGAGGAUUCCAUGCACUCUUUCAUGGGACAUCCUAGUGGGGACAGGCUUGCGGACGCGAUGUCGAAUUUUAUGAGCUUUUUUGGAUUACCGGCAUCUCCACCGUCCGGGCGUACCAUUCUCCCUUGGACAAAACAGCAACAGCCUCACCCGGGAUCCACACGACUCUCGCGUUUCCGCACUGGCGUGGAGCUUCCUUCCUAUACAGAGCGCCCUCUCGCUACCGCUGUCCUCCAGGCCCGCUGCGAAGUUUAUGACGCUGCCAUUUGUCAGCCCAUCCGGAUGGCGCUGUCGGACAGCGGUGAGUGUCUCGCGGUGGCCGCGCACGCGGGGUACAAGUCGCGCGACCCAAUGCUGCUGUACUGGCUCCCGAAUGAGGGUCCGAACCCUGAGCAGAACUCCGUCGAGCCGCCGCUCAUUGAGCCGGGCUUGAACAUCGUACUCGACGACACGCGCAAGUUGAUGUUCGUCGAAGACAUCGACCGCGUCAAGUCCUUCUCAUGGGCGGACAAAUCGGGUGAUCCGGUGCAUACGCUUAACUCCUUCAGGUCGCACCGUGGCCCUCUCGCACUCUUGCCCAACGGCCGGUUGAUUCGAGGCGGCGAGGGAUCCGCGCUGUGCUGGACCCUCGACGAGCUCGAGACACAUGGGCCUGACUACCGGCGUAUUGGCGCAGGGGUCUAUCGCUGGGACAACUGCCUGCGCAGUCUUCCAUCUGAUGAGGACGAGGAACACAGCACAGGCAGCCGACCAAGCACGAGGAUAACCUUCGCGGAUCGCGGCUUCUUCCCGCGGAUCUUCCACCUUCACCAGCCCAGUGGGCACUUGCUUGUAGGCGAGGACCCCAACAGGGGACAUGCCUGCGUCGAGCUUGACAUGGAUCAUGGUGGUGCGGUUGCGGGGCGCUAUCUAGGCCACGCCGCCACGGUUGCCGACUUCUCGACCAGCGAGGGCGACGCAAAUGUCUUCCUGACGGCUUCGGCGGAUGGUUAUGCAAGACUUUACGACCGUCGGCAGCCACUCCCUGUCCUAACUUUUGACGUCGAGAAGCGCGAGGGGCCACUCUUCGCUGCGAUGCUAGUGCACGUCGACGGGCUCCCAAUCAUGUUCUCCGGCGGCCGCAAAACGGAGGGGAUCAAGUGCUGGGACAUCCGCGCCAAGAAGUGUAUCUACGAGCUCAGUACAGGAAACACCUCUGUCGAGGGCCUCGCCUGGUCGUCUGCACAGUCGACGCUUUACGCCGCCACAUCCACUUCGUAUCAGGACUGGAUCGGUAAUCACUUCAGCUACCGCGACUGCAAGGUGCCCAGCGGGACGGAUAUAUUGCCGCCCAAAAAGAUGCACAACAACCUGUACUGGCCCGACCGCGCGAUCCAUGUCGAGAAUGCGUUUGGGUAUGUGUACGAUGCGGGGACACACGUCAUGCUGAGGUAUUCGUUCAAGGAGCAGCCCGAACCCGACAUUCUGCCCAUUUACGGUGACGCCAGACCACUGAGCGAGGACGACUGGUUCUGAUCACUUCACUCCUUGAUCACCCUGUGCCAUUGUUCAUCGCUCGGUCUUGCACCUUUGUCAUCUGUAUCGUUCACACCACGCAGACAGUAAAACCGUUGUAUCUCACCCACAAAGAAAUACGUCAUAAAAACAA